AUGCUUAUAUUAACCUGGUGGAUGUUCUUUCCUAUGAUAUCUGGCUACUACAUAUCACAGCUUUUCAGUUGUGGUAUAAGUGAAAGGCUCAUCUGUUUCUGCGUCAAAUUCAACGGAUUAUUCGUUGUAUUAACUCAUCCAGUCGCCAUGAAAGCUUCCCCGACGGUAAUUACACGUUACAGUCUGCGUCUCGUGGCUUUGUUUGUGAUGUACUGUGCCAUUUUGGUUCACCUCUCUGCCACGAAUGAAAUUCGGUCCGAGCAAAGUCAAAGAGAACAAAUUGUCGACCGAGUGUUUGACGAUGGCGCUAAAAUUGGCGAUGGUGAAAAACGUACCUUGUUGCAUCGUCAGCGCAAAUCAGCUAAAAAUAAUGUGAUGGCCAGUCUGUCGGAGGUACAAAAAAGGCUAAGAGCCAUAGAAGAAAGGUAAGCUCUUCGUUUGCCGUUUUUGUUUUUCAAUUUAUCAGAGCGGUGAUACUUUUUGACUGGAACACUAGUUUUUAUGCAACUGAGAUUCUUUGCGAAAUUACUGUGCAAUCUUAUCAACUGUAACUGCUCAUAUUCGGAAAAAUUCUCACCCUCGUAAAGUUUUCGAGAAAAUAUACUGAGGCCAUUGUAAAUUUAAAAAAGGCUUUAGUAGCCCUAGGAUGACACCGAACAGAUAUAAAUUUAUUAGCACCGCUUAGAAUAAAAUGUCAAGAGAUGUAAAAGUAAUCUCUAUAUAUAGUCUAAAAAGCGUUUUCAAUGUAUUUUUAGAAGAAACCCCUUAGUUGGGUGCCCCUGAAUUAUCACGCCGGCCACCAGCAGCUAUUAAUUCUCGCAUAUAUAUUAUAGUUAGUGGAAAAAGUUGUCUAUUUUCAAGAGAUGGUCUAAAACACAAGCUAAGGCGUGUGAUCUAUGGAGACAUCGAAACUUGGAAAAAUUAGCAACUUUCAAAAACAGUCUAAACUGAGUAAAAUGGAAGAGCCAUAAAGAAAAAUAUCAUCACCGAAUGGAUCUAUAAGGGCUGAUGAAGAAGGCGUAUACCAGGCAAAACACAAAGAAUCGAAAAAAGUAAUAGCCCAAAAAAGAGGCCUUUUCGAAAAGGAAGCUUGUUUCAAUAAUCUCUCCGUAUCUUUAGUCCAUUGAACACAGUGAAAUUUUCUAGCAGGGUUUUUAGCUAAAAUUUAACAACUGAAAUGGCAUUAACUUCAAAGGACCGCAAGCGAAUAUUUCGCAGGACGUAGGAUCUAAAGGAAAUCUGAUAAGCAAAAAUAUACCAAAAGAACAUAAAUCUGCAAAGCUGAUCGUGUUAAGUUGAUAUAAACUUUGGAAGACAUUAACACGACACCGAUAGAAAACUAAACAGGGCAGGCUUGUAGCUGAUAAUUAACCACCAAUCCGCGAUCAUUUAUCAGUUUCCAGGGGUGAUUAGGUUAUCUCUCCCUCCCUCCCUCCCCCCAUCCAUCCAUCCAUCGUAUCCAUCAAUUCAUUCAUUCAUUCAUUCAUUCAUUCAUUCAUUCAUUCAUUCAUUCCUUCCUUCCUUCCUUCCUUCCUUCCUUCCUUCCUUCCUUCCUUCCUUCAUUCAUUCAUUCAUCCAACUAUCCAUCCAUCCUAUCAAUUCAUUUAACCGCCGCCCGGUUAGCUCAGUUGGGAGAGCGCCGGUCUGCUGAGCGGGAGGUCGCGAGUUCGAAUCCUGGCCUGACCAACACUCAGGGUCUUAAAAAUAACUGAGGAGAAAGUGCUGUCUUUGUAAUGACAUCUGCAAAUGAUUAGACUUUCAAGUCUUCUCGGAUAAGGACGAUAAACCGGAGGUCCCGUCUCGCAAACCUUGUUCACAUAUAACUCUGUGGGACGUUAAAGAACCCACACACUAUUCGAAAAGAGUAGGGGACGUAGUUCCCGGUGUUGUGGUCUAUCUUCAUCACUUACAUCAUCACUCAUCAUGGGUUGGGAGGGUUCAGUGGGCUCAUAAAUGGACUGAUAGCGGCUGCCAUCGGCGCCCUUAGUAUGCUGAUGUCCGAGCCCACUGCAGAAAGCUAUGUAAAGAGGACAUGUAUGUUUGUCCUCUCAAUCGCGACAUUUACAUUUACAUUUACAUUCAUUCAUUCAUUCGUUCGUUCGUUCGUUCGUUCGUUUAUCCGUCCAUUCCUAAUCCUUUACCAUUUCCUUCCUUUUCCUUUAUUUUCAUCUCUCCGUAGGUUUAUUUUUCUCGUUAUCCGUUGUGACGUUCGUUUCAUUAUAGGUUCAUCGUCGAAUCUCAAUGACAUUUAUUUUGCUUUAUUCCUGACCGAUCCAAGGCUAAGUAAGAAUUAAAUUACGACUAAAGGAUGACUGCUAGUCUGUAACAGUUGGGAUUUUAUAGCUGAUAGCGAUGCGUGUCAGAGGUAAUGUAAAUAUAAUUAUUAUUUAACGCUUGUGUUCGAACAGUGCCUUUUUUUUAUUUUGAGUUUUUUCUUUUCUUGACAGACACAAUAAAAGUGCAAGCUUGAUGGAGAAGAGACUUCAAGAAAUGGAAAAGCGGUUUAUAAAACGGUGCGUAUACUGUUAGUGAAUUAAUAAAUCAAUUAUCCAUGGAAACUUCACAGUUUCUUGUUAGUCUUUGGUUAUACAUGUAGUAUAACUUUGCGAUUUAACAAUGAAUUUAUCUUUCUACAGACUCGACGCAUUGGUGCAAACACCGCACUCAAGUGACUCGUCACUAUUGUCCUACCUACUUGGUUUGUACACUAUUGUUAAAAAAGGAAUGGCCAAACUGACUAGCCAAUUGAUCGUGUAACAGAGCACAACCAAAUGCUGCCCAAACUAAAAAUUGGGCUGACAGCCUUUGGCGAAAAAAACAAACAAAACAAACAAACGAACGAACGAACUAACUAACGAACCACAAAAGAGAAAACAAAAACAAACAAACAACAUCGAAAGACGAUUCCCAGUUCUCUCACAAUUAUAAGGUCUAUUACUUUAAGAAAAUUUGGUUUCAUUUUUCAAUGUUGGAUAUGGUGAAUUCGGAUUUUUAGACCAUCCAUUAAGCCCCCUUUAUUUAAUAAAAUGACGCAAUGUAACGCCUAAAUAUCUCUGGCUAUUGUUAUUUAAUUUGAACAUACAUGUUGUAUCUCUUAAAUUUAUACGUGCUUCAGUGCGAGAUGGCCGCAAUAACGGACAACAAUCAAUGGGGCCACCCGGACCCCCAGGGAAACCAGGAGUAAGAGGUAAGCAAGAUUUGUCUACUGCUUUAUGUCGGCGUUACCAGUUGUCUACUUUUUGUAAGGUAUAGGGCUGCCUCAUAGAAAAUAUCUAAAAGCUAAUUCAACUAGGAGGGCAUUAAACUAAUGGACUAUUUCAAAUUAUAAAUGAGGUUGUUAAAUGGAGGUGCACAUUCUAAUACAGCUGUACUAGCUCUCUUAGUUAUAGUUCUGCCAGUAAGAAGGAAGUAAGGUGAGAAAGCUUACCUCACCUUCACACUUAUAUCAUCAAAUUAGUCCGUGAUAAACUCAAGUUAAUGUCUAAUGUUUAGCUUUUGUAAUGAGCCUCUCAGCUUUUGUUGAUAUUAUUCUUCUGAUCUUAACUAAUCAAAAUGCAAACUUUCACUGAAGUAUUCCCACAUGAUAGACACGGUCAUAGGAAUAAAUAUUAUUGUUAAUAAUUGUCGUAAUUGUGUCCCUCUAUAGGUCCUAAAGGGGAUAAGGGAGCUGAGGGAGUUAAAGGCGAUAAAGGACAAGCUGCCAGUUCUGGGGUGAAGUAUGUUCGCUGGGGAAAGACCUCAUGCCCUAAUGGUGCUCAGAUUGUCUAUAAAGGUACAAAAAGGGGAUGACUUUGUCCUUCAUUUAAUUCAUGUAUCCAACAAAAGCAAAAUCAAAGUAACAAGGAAACAUAAACAAAUUGAUGACAAUAUCUCGUCAUUUUCUUUACUCUAACAACGGGACGGAGAUAGCAUGUUCAAGGAUUUUAUGAAUCCCUCAUACCUCUAAUUAUAAUUCAAGUUUUAAUUUUGAAGCUUAUAUAGCACACCAUAUGGUAGCCUUUUAGGGCCAAAGGUACAUUGCCCAACAAAGCUAUUAAGUUCUACCCCAAGUUAAUGCGUUUUUCAGAACAUUAACAGGAAGAUGGUUCGCAACACUGUUACUUACAAGUUUGAACGCAUUGUUCUUCAUGACUGGAAUUUCUAAAUUCACAUGUUAUUCACUUAACGUCAUAAUGGAUGUUUUCAGAGUUUUUAGGUGAAUGAAGUCGGCGUAUCCCUAACUUUUCUGCUUAUUAGGUAUCAUGGGUGGAGAGUAUUACAAUCACCCUGGAGGUGGAGUGAAUUACCUUUGCCUUCCAAAGACUCCAAAGUACGACAGGUACAAAGAUGGUCACCAGGGUGGCGGAUACGUAUACGGCGCUGAGUACGAACUCUCGUUUAACCCAUUCAAGAAAAGUCUUAACGAACACGAUCCACCUUGCGUUGUCUGCUUUGUCAAGUCACGUGGUUCGAUGCUGAUGAUGCCUGCAAGGAACGAUUGCCCCACUGGAUGGACCGAGGAAUAUCAUGGGUACCUGAUGAGUGCAUAUUAUGGCCACAAGAAGCAAAGUGAUUUCAUCUGCGUUGACAAAGACGCUGAGUCUAUCCCUGGCAGCCAGGCGAACAAGAAUGGUGCAUUACUCUACCUUGUGGAAGGACAGUGUGGCAGCUUACCGUGUGGUCCAUAUGUCAGUGGUCGAGAGUUGACUUGUGCUGUGUGCACAAAGUGAAAGAAAGAAUGUUUUUUCUACUGUGGGUUUCAAGGGGCAAAA
Messenger RNA from Porites evermanni, 4751 nucleotides. Lineage: Eukaryota; Metazoa; Cnidaria; Anthozoa; Scleractinia; Poritidae. The record is from the annotation of a GenBank genome assembly.